Trichechus manatus latirostris (Florida manatee) is the source of this 3431-nucleotide messenger RNA. RefSeq names its product T cell-interacting, activating receptor on myeloid cells 1. Bases 376 to 1275 code for a protein of 299 amino acids. The transcript has 8 exons. NCBI's taxonomy places the organism in Eukaryota, Metazoa, Chordata, Mammalia, Sirenia, Trichechidae. The record is from RefSeq and is a predicted model, not a curated record. Gene Ontology annotation, cellular component: plasma membrane.
GUUACUCUGAGUUUCCAUGGGGCCAGCUAUAUUCUUUCAUUAUGCUACAAAGGGACAGUGGGUAUCGGAUUCAAUGAGCAGUUUCUUACAUACUUUGUUCUGCUUCAUCUAUAUGCCUUGCAGUUAGAAGGUCUGCAGUCCGUGUUAGAUGACAAUUCUGUGAGUUAAGCCUGUGGGAGGUAGCUUGGGAGGAUGUUGCAAUAACUAGUUACCAUUUCCUGAUUGUGACUCUGAGAAACUGUGGGUAUGUAAGUGUAAAGAAUUAAAACCCUGGAGCAAGGCUGUUACUGCAUAUCCUGGAGUCGGGAGGACAUUUUGAGUAACACAAACGGUAAGACUGAAGGAAUUUCGGUGGAAGAGGCUGAAGGGGCUGCUAUGAUCUCCCAAUUUCUGUUCCUGCUCUGCUUUGACAUUUUUCGUUGUCACAACUGGCUGGAGGGAUUGCUACUGGCAUCUGGUCUGUGUCUUAGCCAAAGGGACAUGACAGGAGAUGGGCCACUUCCCAAGCCCAGCCUCAGUGCCUGGCCCAGCUCGGUGGUCCCUCUCAAGAGCAAUGUGAUUCUGAGGUGCUGGUCUCCAACCAGGAAUGUAAACUUUGCUCUCAAAAAGGGAAGAAUUACUAUGUGGUCCUUAGAGCCAUGUAAUCUUACAGAGAACCUGGCUGAAUUCCUUCUCACUGAUCUACACCAAGGUAACGCUGGGGAGUACACCUGUGAAUACUACACCAUUCUGUCCCCCUACACAACUUCACAGCCCAGUGAUGUCCUUCUACUUCUGGUUACAGGAGGUUUCCCUAAACCUUCCCUCCAAGCCUACCCAAGUCGUAAUGUGACUGCAGGAAAAAAAGUGCCUCUGCGGUGCCAGAAGCCAUACAAUGUUGUGGACUAUGUAAGGUUUUCUCUACUGAAGGAAGGAAUGUCAGAGCCCAUACGGGACUGGAGGCCAUUAGGGAACAUGGCAGGGUUCUCCCUCCAGAAUGUGACAGUCAAGGACACUGGGAACUACAGCUGUGUCUACUACCAGAAAAGCAGUCCUUUCUGGGCCUCACACCCCAGUGAUAGCCUUGAGAUCUGGGUGACAGCUACCACAUUGGGAGAUAACCCCUCAGUUUCCCCAAGUACCACAUCAGGAGAUUACACCAAGGGUAAUGUCAUCCGUCUGGGUCUGGCUGCCCUAGUUCUGAUUAUCAUAGGGGCUUUCCUAAUUGAAGCCUGGUAUAGCCAGAAGGAGUCUCCACGUGGAUCCAGAUCUCACAGCUUCCCAGGGAAACAAUGAGUGCUUGCUGGAGUUAGACCUGUUGAUCCUUACCGUUUCCUGUAGAAUCUUCACUCUCAGCUCUAUGGAGAACUCCUCCAGGACAAGAUGAUGGCUUCUCUCUUCCUAUACUCCUUCCCACCCAGGACUGAGGACAGCACCGGGCAUAAAGACUCAUGUAAUAAAUUUUUGAUGAUUUGGAUGAAUACUCGAAAUUUCGAAGUCAAGCUGGGUAGCAGUUUCAGUGGCACCUGGGGGGAACACUUCCUCCAUUGAAAGUGGGGGAAACAUUGAUUCCUGGUAUAAUAUUUAUUAUUGCUUCCCCUCCAUUCUCUCUAUUUUGUGCUUGUGGACCUCCAAUUAGGCAAAUAUUGGAAUUUAUAUAUUUAUCAUACAUGUGUUUUAAAUUUUCUUCCAUAUUUUCCAACUUUUUACCUAAUUUUGGGAGAAUCCCACUGUAUUCCAUGGCAUUAAUUUGUUCCUCAUUUGCAACCAGUAUUCUGGUUUCAGGUGUAAAAUAUCAAUUAUAUUUUCAUUUUCAAGAUCUGUUGUUGUUUCUUGUUAAUACUAUUGUUUUUUUUUCAUAAAUAUUCAUUCUUAUUUUAAAGCUAUUGUUAUCGUCAGCUGCCAUCGAGUUGGCCCCCGACUCAUGGUGACUCCAUGCACAACGUAAUGAAAUGCUGCCUGGUCCUUUGUCAUCCCCAUGAUUGGCUGUGGAUUAGACUGUUGUGAUCCAUAGGGUUUUCACUGGCUGAUUUUUGGAAGUAGAUCACCAGGCAUUUCUUCCUUAAAGCUGUUAUCUCCUCUAUUAUAACUCUCUAGAUAUACUUAUCAAAAUCACAUUUGAUUGUAAUACAAAUGAUUCCCUUAGAAGUAAAUUCUUCUUUUUGUCCCCUUCCCUUCAUUCUGUUGGCUUUCAUCAAAUGAUUAGUGAGUCUUGUUUCUUCACUUAUCAUGAUAGUUGAGAUUCCCUUUUUGUGGCUGCUGCAGUUGUGGGUAAGACAAGGUAAGGGCAGCAGCUGAUGUUUGUUGUCCUCUGCACUGUUUUCCGGGCACUGGAGGAAAACUGGGGCUUGCCUUGGUCUGCAUAUCACGUGGCUGGCUUUCUCAAUGUGAAUGCCCCUGGUAUCCUCAAGCACCAUGAAAAUUUUUCCGUGCCUCCCAUUCAAGUAGUAAAGCUCACUGGUCCUUUCAGGAAGAGAUUCUUCGGCUGCUGUCUGGCUCAAGAGUGGCCAAAAUGGACAGAUCUCUGAAUUCAGAGCCCCGGUGGUGCAGUUAUCGCUCAGCUGCUGACUGAAAGAUGCCACAGUCCCAGGACCAGGGAUGCAGCUGUGGGUGCCGGAGGCAGGGGUGAUCCCUAAGCAACAGACUGUAACUAUACCCCUGAACAUGUAUGCUAGAAUUCUCAAGGGCCUGAUGGAAUGGAUUGUACCUUCCAUGCAUCUAUCAGAAUUGGAGUUGACAGUGAAUACUGCCGUACUGCCUAAUGGGUGAGAUAGCCCACAAGUGUUGUACCUAUGUAACCCUGCCCAACAUGAAUGGGAGCGAACUGAGGGGGAAGCACUUGCUAGACUGGUCUUACUACCAGCAAUCUGGACUAGCACAGCAGCUGAACCUGAUGUCCCUUCCCAAGGUGGAAAAGUUUGGGUAAAAAUAAAUGACAAAUGGAAGGAAGGAGAGAUAAUAGCUGAAGGUAAAAGAAUGAAUAAAUGGGUUAUGCAGCAGGGGAAAUUUAACAUUAUGUUGAUACCUUGAGAGAGACUCAGAGAAAGGGAUAAUUUUCUCUCAGUUAAAUUCAUCAGAGGCCAGAAAGGGUGAAGACGAGACAAACUGUUGCAGAACCUGACCAGAUCAGAUGGACACCUGCAGCAGACCUGAAUUACUGGUACCUGAGUAACUUUACCCUUAGGACUCUUUUGCCCUACUGAAGGACUAAUUGUCAAUGACUGUUUUGGACUGGUAAAACGAUUGGGAGGGGUAAAUUAAUCCUUCAUGUAUGAAAGUGUCAAUGGCGAGAAAAGUGAGGGGAUGGCCUGCAGUGUAAUGAAUUCCUUAAUAUGGCCUUUCUAGCCAUGGUCUUUGUGACUCUCACACAAAGACUGAGUGGGACUAUGCAAAUAAGGUAUAUGGAACCUGUGAUGGUUGGGGUUAUGUGUUAACUUGUCUAGGCCAUGAUU